Molecule: messenger RNA, 2151 nt
Organism: Apodemus sylvaticus (European woodmouse)
Lineage: Eukaryota; Metazoa; Chordata; Mammalia; Rodentia; Muridae
Gene: Slco1c1
Product: solute carrier organic anion transporter family member 1C1
Exons: 14
Coding region: 1-2151 (716 amino acids)
Biological process (GO): sodium-independent organic anion transport; bile acid and bile salt transport; transmembrane transport
Cellular component (GO): membrane
Molecular function (GO): bile acid transmembrane transporter activity; protein binding
Source: RefSeq, a predicted model, not a curated record
AUGGACACCUCAUCCAAAGAAAACGCCCAUUUGUUCCACAAAAAUUCAGUGCAACCUGCCGGAGGGCCAUCCUUUAAAGUGGGAUAUCCGUCCACAGAGGAAGCGCGGUCAUGCUGUGGAAAACUGAAGGUGUUUUUGGGUGCCCUGUCUUUUGUUUACUUUGCCAAAGCAUUGGCAGAAGGCUAUCUGAAGAGCACCAUUACUCAGAUAGAGAGGAGGUUUGAUAUCCCUUCCUCUCUGGUGGGAAUAAUUGAUGGUAGUUUUGAAAUCGGGAAUCUUCUGGUCAUAACAUUUGUUAGCUACUUUGGUGCCAAACUUCACAGGCCAAAAAUAAUCGGAGCAGGAUGCCUGGUCAUGGGCUUCGGGACUAUGCUCAUUGCUGUGCCCCAGUUCUUCAUGGAGAAGUACAGCUAUGAGAAAUAUGAGAGGUAUUCUCCCUCCACCAACAUCACUCCCAACAUCUCUCCGUGCUACCUAGAGUCUAGCAGUCCAUCACCAAGCUCAAUCCUGGGGAAAUCACAGAACAAAAUAAAUCAUGAGUGUGAAGGGGAUGCCAGUUCCUCCAUGUGGGUCUAUGUCUUCCUGGGCAAUCUUCUCCGAGGUUUAGGGGAAACGCCUAUCCAGCCCCUGGGCAUCGCCUAUCUGGAUGACUUCGCCAGUGAAGACAAUGCUGCUUUCUACAUCGGGUGUGUGCAGACAGUGGCAAUUAUAGGGCCCAUUUUUGGCUUCCUUCUGGGCUCAUUGUGUGCCAAACUGUAUGUUGAUAUUGGCUUUGUGAAUCUAGACCAUAUAACUAUCACCCCAAAGGAUCCCCAGUGGGUUGGGGCCUGGUGGCUUGGUUAUCUAAUAGCCGGGUUCCUAAGUCUCCUUGCAGCUAUACCUUUCUGGUGCUUACCCAAGACUCUACCAAGAUCCCAAAGUAGAGAGGACUCUGGCUCCUCAUCUGAGAAAUCCAAGUUCAUUAUAGAUGACCCUGUUAACUACCAAAUGAACCCUGGUGAAGAAAAAAUGAAAAUCAUGGAAAUGGCAAGAGAUUUUCUUCCUACACUGAAGACUCUUUUUAGAAACCCAGUAUACAUCUUGUACUUGUGUGCAAGCACUGUUCAGUUCAAUUCUCUAUUUGGCAUGGUCACAUAUAAACCAAAAUACAUUGAGCAGCAGUAUGGGCAGUCUUCUUCCAAAGCCAACUUUGUCAUUGGGCUCAUCAACAUUCCUGCAGUAGCCCUUGGAAUAUUCUCUGGGGGAAUAGUUAUGAAAAAAUUCAGGCUGGGUAUUUGUGAAGCUGCAAAACUCUACCUGGGAUCAUCCAUCUUUGGCUACCUCCUCUUCCUCUCUCUGUUUGCACUGGGAUGUGAAAAUUCCAGUGUGGCCGGACUGACUAUCUCCUACCAAGGAACCAAACCUGUCUCUUAUCAUGAACGAGCUCUCUUUUCAGAUUGCAACUCAAGAUGUAAAUGUUCAGACUCAAAAUGGGAGCCCAUGUGUGGGGACAAUGGGAUUACCUAUGUGUCGGCUUGUCUUGCUGGCUGUCAGUCCUCCAGUCGGAGUGGAAAGAACAUUAUAUUUUCUAACUGCACUUGUGUAGGAUUUGCAGCCCCCAAGUCAGGAAACUGGUCAGGCAUAAUGGGCAGGUGUCAGAAAGAAAAUGGAUGUUCCCAAAUGUUUCUAUAUUUCCUUGUGAUCUCAGUCAUUACAUCAUAUACAUUAUCUCUAGGUGGCAUACCUGGAUAUAUAUUACUCUUGAGGUGCAUUCAACCACAACUUAAGUCUUUUGCUCUGGGUAUCUACACCUUAGCAGUAAGAGUUCUUGCGGGAAUCCCAGCCCCUGUGUACUUUGGUGUUUUGAUUGACACUUCAUGCCUCAAAUGGGGAUUUAAAAAAUGUGGAGGCAGAGGCUCCUGCAGACUGUAUGACUCCCACACUUUCAGAUACAUAUACCUGGGAUUAACCACGCUCCUGGGCACAGUGUCUGUCUUUCUAAGCAUGGCCGUACUUUUCGUUUUAAAGAAAAAAUAUGUCUUGAAUCACAGCAGCUUAAUAAGUACAAGAGAGAAAAUAGUGAUGUCUUCAAGCAUCAAAAAGGAGACAUGUCCCGCAAGGGAUCAUGGGUUGCAGCCCAAGUACUGGCCAGGCAAGGAGACCCGACUUUAA